Messenger RNA from Cryptococcus deneoformans JEC21, 1860 nucleotides. Its product is annotated as protein kinase CK2, putative. Lineage: Eukaryota; Fungi; Basidiomycota; Tremellomycetes; Tremellales; Cryptococcaceae. The coding region runs from base 184 to 1194 and encodes 336 amino acids. Gene Ontology annotation, cellular component: cytosol; nucleus; protein kinase CK2 complex. Gene Ontology annotation, molecular function: protein serine/threonine kinase activity; ATP binding. The transcript has 9 exons. The record is from RefSeq and is a predicted model, not a curated record. Gene Ontology annotation, biological process: DNA damage response; regulation of transcription by RNA polymerase I; regulation of transcription by RNA polymerase III.
UCUUGAUUCCACUCAGCGAUCAUUCUUUUGAGUCAUUGAUAAUAUACCAUCGACUUCUUCGUUUCGGCACCAUAGUCGUACAAGUGAUACCUCAAACUAUCGUGCUCAGCGCGCCUCUUCCAUUCAAGCAGCUACUAUUCUCAUAUUCUGAGACAAUCGUAAAGGCCGGAAUAAUCGUUGAACAUGUCAGGUGGACGUAGUGUGGCUCGCGUCUACGCCAACGUGAAUGAGAAGCUUGGAAGGUCGUGGUGGGACUAUGACAAUCUUGUGGUUCAAUGGGGAGUCCAAGAUAAUUACGAGAUUGUAAGAAAGGUUGGGCGAGGAAAGUAUUCCGAAGUCUUUGAAUCCAUCCAUCUCCCAACCGACUCCAAGUGUAUUGUCAAAGUCUUAAAGCCCGUUAAGAAGAAGAAAAUUAAGCGAGAAAUAAAAAUAUUGCAGAAUUUGGCUGGUGGACCCAAUGUGGUGGGACUGUUGGACGUUGUUAGAGACAGUCAGUCAAAGACGCCCUCCAUUGUUACGGAAUAUGUGAACAACACCGAAUUCAAGACACUUUAUCCCAAAUUUUCAGAUUUCGAUGUGCGAUACUACAUCUUUGAGCUUCUCAAAGCCUUGGAUUUCUGUCAUUCCAAGGGCAUCAUGCACCGCGACGUCAAGCCGCAUAACGUUAUGAUCGAUCACGAGAAGCGGACGUUGCGGCUGAUUGAUUGGGGACUUGCUGAGUUUUACCAUCCUGGCACGGAAUACAACGUGCGUGUGGCUUCAAGAUAUUUCAAAGGACCAGAGUUAUUGGUCGAUUUUCAAGAAUACGAUUACAGUUUGGAUAUGUGGAGCUUAGGGUGCAUGUUCGCUAGCAUGAUUUUCCGAAAAGAACCGUUCUUUCACGGUCAUGACAACGCUGAUCAGCUAGUCAAAAUUGCUAAAGUCCUCGGCACCGAUGAACUUUACACUUAUCUUGAGCGAUACGACAUUGAUCUUGAUGCUCAGUUUGACGAUAUAUUAGGGCGAUAUCCUCGAAAACCCUGGUCCCGAUUUGUCUCUUCGGAAAACCAGCGUUAUAUCUCUAGCGAGGCUAUAGAUUUUCUGGAUAAGCUAUUAAGGUACGACCAUCAGGAAAGAUUAACCGCCGAGGAGGCCAAGGGGCACCCCUACUUUGAGCCCGUGCGACAAGCGGCCGCUCAAGCUUCCGCUUCUUAAUCAUGAGCGAAGGGUUCUGGUACUUUCAUUGAUCGGAGUUGGGUCAGGAUCUGAGCUAUGGGCUACGCGGAACAUGCAGCAUAGCGUUCUUAAUGGACAGCAUAUUGCGGACAUAUAUGAUGUUGCAGUGGGAUGUGCUUGGUAGAACAAGCCAGAUGAUUCUUUCAUUAAACAGGCCGUGAAACUGAUGAUUCAUUGCUCCUUAUGUCAUGUAGAUGAUCGUUGGGCCGAUUGGUUGUCUACAAUAACCCCUGUUACCCAGCCAUUCCAAUUUGAACUAGUACGUUUUGGUAUAUUCCCUCGACAAGGAGAGAGCGCCUGUAUUCUUUACUUGCCGUGAAUUUAGAUGAUGCGGUUCUGCGAUGCCGCCCAUGUUGGCUGAUAGUCGGCGAUCGCAACGGCGUAACAUCGGGCUAUAGAAUGACCGCCAUAAAAUGGAGAUUUUUUUUUUGAAAAUCUCAUUGGAAGCUGUGCCGCCAGAAGCCACAAGGCACAGUCUGUAAGCUCAGCAAUCAGCAUUCUCAGGAUGCAGGAACCCUUUUGCAUAAUCUUGAUAAAGUCUGAGAUUUGGAUUUGGGCAAACUCCCAGUUUGCAAGCAGUAGCGAAGCUUGAUUCGCAGUUUUCAGCCCCAUUAUUAUGCAGAUGAAAAAAUGGGAUUGUGCAAG